This is a messenger RNA of Lodderomyces oxycetoniae, 1446 nucleotides long. RefSeq names its product alcohol O-acetyltransferase. Gene Ontology annotation, molecular function: N-acetyltransferase activity. The record is from RefSeq and is a predicted model, not a curated record. NCBI's taxonomy places the organism in Eukaryota, Fungi, Ascomycota, Pichiomycetes, Serinales, Debaryomycetaceae. Bases 1 to 1446 code for a protein of 481 amino acids. The transcript has a single exon.
AUGGUGGAAGAUAGACAUAAGCGAGCACCUGGAUUUAAUGAGAGGUUCUAUAUUUGUCGUGGUACCGAAGGGUUCUAUAAUAACUUCAACAUCACUGUCAAGUAUGACAAACAUGUGACUGCGGCUGCUCUUUCAAUUGCAUUGAAAUCCUUGAUACGCAAAAACAGCUGGUUUACCCAUAAUUUUUUCAAGAAAGAUGGCACAGAUAGUGCAAUUCACAAUGGGCACAAUUGGACGCUUCAAAUUGUCAACCAGAUUCGGUUCGAUGACGUUGUGAGCUUUGAAAAAAUUGCUCACUUUAAUGAAAAAGUGCUUGUUAAAUUGAACGAGCAAAGAGUUGAAAUGAAUAUUGAUAAACCGUUAUGGAGGAUAAUUGUGUUUGAAGAAGAGGAGAAUAACAACGAGCAAUUAAUUUGUAUCUAUGUUGAUCAUUCUCAAUUUGAUGGUCUUUCUGCCGUACAAUUCCAAAAAGAUUUGUCCCGAGAACUUGCAUUAAUCGAUGAUGAUGAUGAUGAUGACGAGAAAGAAGAAAAUGAAACAAAAGUGAAGGAAAUUCUUUUCGACUACUCAAGGGAUUUACAAUAUCUACCUAAUAAAGUGAUGCCGCCCGCUGAAUACGCGACGGACUUGUACAUCCCUCCGUUAACAACAGUGGUGAACUACCACUUGGGUAGAUAUGUGCCCUUUUAUGAAAAUAUAUAUAAUUGGCUAUAUGAACCAAAGCGUGGUGAAUACCCCUUGUUUGUCAAUAAAUCACCCAUUAGAAAGGACAUGGCAAGCAAAUACAAUAUUCUCAAAAUCAACCCUGAUACUACAGUGCGAAUCACUGAAUUUUGUCGUUUGCACGGUGUCUCAGUUACAGCAUAUCUUGAUAUAAUGGUUAUAAAGGCAUUACAAAACUCUGUGUUCAAGGCAAUGCACGGGACCUCUCAACUCAGUACCACCUCCUACGUGGCAAUAAACGGCCGCAGGUAUUAUGCUAGAGACAUUCAAGAUUUUAGAUUUGGUUCAAUGGUGUGUGGAGCCGAAGUAUAUCUCCCCCCAAUUGAAAACGACAUUUUAUUCAUGCAAGAAUUUACCAAGCAACUAACAACAAGCAUCAAAUCCAAAAAUGCAUUCAAAGCCAUAGGAAUGCUACAAUACAAAAACGCGUGGAAGCUUCUAAAUGACAAAAUUGGUAAAAUUGGAGGAGGUAGACAAACAUUUACAAUUUCAAACUUGGGCAAAAUGACAGAUUCCAAUAACAUUUAUAAGUUCAAGGAGAUGUAUUUUGGUGCCAGCGUUGGUGUAAUGUAUAACCUUGUGGUGAACAUAACAACAUUGCCAAAUAAUGAGCUAACCAUAGUAUUUGGGUACUUGCCCGAAUUCGAGCUGCUUUAUCUAGACAACAAAAAUGCAAUUGAAGUGUUUACCAGCUUGUUUAAGCAGUAUGUUAAUAAUGUAUAG